GCGGGCCGGAAGUGUAGCGUUGCCAUGGCGAGGGCCGGGCGCGGGGCCCGCCCCCGCAGCGCCUCCGGGAGCGCCGGGCCCACUGACCCGCGGAAGCCAGCGGACCCACUUGCGCGGCGGCCGGCGCGGGACGCGAGGUGCUGGCACAUGGGUGAAGAGUCGUAGAAGAGGGGCCUGCAGAUUGUGCUCUCAGCAAGCUUGUCGCCUAGUGGAAGAGACUGGCCGGGACACAGAACCCACGUGUGGACGCUGCUGUGGGUUGGUGGCAGGGGUCGGGAAGGUGCCAUCAGGAGUCCUCAAAGGACUGCGAGCCGGCCACCAGGCCUUCAUGGCUCAGCCAAGGGGCAAGUCUUCUCGGCUCUGGUGGCUGUUCCUGAUCCAUCUUGUGGCUGGGAGGAGUAGACAAAGCUUGCUGAAGUUCAGCUAGGGCAGCCAAGAUUCAGGUGUGAGCAGCUGCCGGAAGGGGAGGUGAUCCUGAAGACACUGUGGCUGGCCCGCCUGUGCCCUUGGUGCCCUGGCUGCCUAGAGAGCCUCACCCCUGCGCCCUGGGGCCAGGACUCCAGAACUCUGACUACCUGCCCUGCCCCAGCCUCAGCGGCUGCACCUCCUCAUUAGUACUGAUGCACUGACCUCGGCACACAGCUGGGAGGGGUUGGGGGGCUGGGCCAUGCCUGCUCCCAGGCCCAACCCAGGCUCCUGAGCCUGGAAAGUGAAAAGAGGCUCUCAGGGGCUCACAGGGGCUCUCACUGCUGAUUGGCCCUGCCCUCCCUUCUCCCUCAGCAAGGUGCCAGGAAGCUGGAACCUUGUUAUCUGGGUAAUUAGUUUCAGACCCUGGACUGAGGCCGGCCAGGUCUUGGGGCUACCUCCCAUAGGUUGUGCACCCUGACCCCGAGAGGGAGGCGAGGCACUGCUGGUCAACAGCUAGAGGCUGGCCUGGGGAGCAGGUUCGGGGUGCCCUUCCACACUGCCCUCCCUGCCCUGGCCCGUGCCCCCCAGGGCUACCUGGGCCUGGAUAUCUUGUGGGGCCUCCUGACCCAGCCAAGGGCACAGAGCUUUGGGAAGGGGAUGCCCCCGAGGGUGCCCGUCCAGCCAGCUGCCCCACCCCUCAGGCCCAGCCUGGCCCCCAAGCUCCCCACUCUGGUGCCCCGAGCAGCCCUGUGGGCAAGCAGCCGCCACCAUGGCCGAGCACCUGGAGCUGCUGGCAGAGAUGCCCAUGGUGGGCAGGAUGAACACGCAGGAGCGGCUGAAGCAUGCCCAGAAGCGGCGUGCCCAGCAGGUGAAGAUGUGGGCCCAGGCUGAGAAGGAGGCCCAGGGCAAGAAAGGUCCUGGGGAGCGUCCCCGGAAGGAGGCAGCCGGCCGAGGGCCCCCGAAGCAGGUCCUCUUCCCUCCCAGUGUUGUCCUUCUGGAGGCCGCUGCUCGAAAUGACCUGGAAGAAGUCCGCCAGUUCCUUGGGAGUGGGGUCAGCCCUGACUUGGCCAACGAGGACGGCCUGACAGCCCUGCACCAGUGCUGCAUUGAUGAUUUCCGAGAGAUGGUGCAGCAACUCCUGGAGGCUGGGGCCAACAUCAAUGCCUGCGACAGUGAGGGCUGGACACCUCUGCAUGCUGCGGCCACCUGUGGCCACCUGCACCUGGUGGAGCUGCUCAUCGCCAGUGGCGCCAAUCUCCUGGCGGUCAACACUGACGGGAACAUGCCCUAUGACUUGUGUGAUGAUGAGCAGACGCUGGACCGCCUGGAGACUGCCAUGGCCGACCGUGGUAGGUGCGGCGGUGCGGCUGUGGGAGGGCUGCCGGUGACGCUCCCUCUGAGCCUGCCGCCUCGCAGGCAUCACCCAGGACAGCAUCGAGGCCGCCCGGGCCGUGCCAGAACUGCGCAUGCUGGACGACAUCCGGAGCCGGCUGCAGGCCGGGGCAGACCUCCAUGCCCCGCUGGACCACGGAGCCACGCUGGUGAGGGCUGGGGGGUGAGGGGCAUGCGGGGCUGGGGGCCUUGCUACUUGGAGGUGGGGGAUGGGGCCGAAUUCAGGCCGGGCGCUUGCCUGCAGCUGCACAUCGCAGCCGCCAACGGGUUCAGCGAGGCGGCUGCCCUGCUGCUGGAACACCGAGCCAGCCUGAGCGCUAAGGACCAAGACGGCUGGGAGCCGCUGCACGCCGCAGCCUACUGGGGCCAGGUGCCCCUGGUGGAGCUGCUCGUGGCGCACGGGGCCGAUCUGAACGCAAAGUCCCUGAUGGACGAGACGCCCCUUGAUGUGUGCGGGGACGAGGAGGUGCGGGCCAAGCUGCUGGAGCUGAAGCACAAGCACGACGCCCUCCUGCGCGCCCAGGGCCGCCAGCGCUCCCUGCUGCGACGCCGCACCUCCAGCGCGGGCAGCCGCGGGAAGGUGGUGAGGCGGGCGAGCCUAACCCAGCGCACCGACCUGUACCGCAAGCAGCACGCCCAGGAGGCCAUCGUGUGGCAACAGCCGCCGCCCCCCAGCCCGGAGCCACCCGAGGACAACGACGACUGCCAGACAGAGGCAGAGCUCAGGCCACCGCCCCUGGAGGAGGACAACCCCGAAGUGGUCAGGCCGCACAAUGGCCGAGUAGGGGGCUCCCCAGCGCGGCACCUGUACUCCAAGCGACUGGACCGGAGUGUCUCAUACCAGCUGAGCUCCCUGGACAGCACCGCCCCCCACACGCUGGUCCAUGACAAGGCCCACCACACCCUGGCUGACCUGAAGCGCCAGCGAGCUGCUGCCAAGCUGCAGCGACCCCCACCUGAGGGGCCCAACAGCCCUGAGACGGCCGGGCCUGGCCUGCCUGGUCACGCGGAGACCCCCCAGCCUGACUGUGGCUUCAGGGCAGGCGGGGACCCACCCCUGCUCAAGCUCACAGCCCCAGCGGUGGAGGCCCCUGCGGAGAGGAGGCCGUGCUGCCUGCUCAUGUGAGGGGGUUCCUCGGCAGGCAGGGUUCCUGUCCCCGGGCACAGCCCAAGGCUGCCUCUGCACGGUGCGUGCCCUGGUGCUGCGGGUGGGCAGCACAGAAACCCCGGCUUUGACUGUGCAGGACACUGGCCCCUCUCAGGGCAGAAGACAUGCCUGGAGGGACAUCUGACUGCAAAGACUAUUUUAAUCUUGCAACUCUUGAUAAAGGGCUGUUUGCCAUGGA
Piliocolobus tephrosceles (Ugandan red Colobus) is the source of this 3146-nucleotide messenger RNA. RefSeq names its product protein phosphatase 1 regulatory subunit 16A (gene PPP1R16A). Gene Ontology annotation, cellular component: cytoplasm. NCBI's taxonomy places the organism in Eukaryota, Metazoa, Chordata, Mammalia, Primates, Cercopithecidae. The coding region runs from base 1178 to 2926 and encodes 582 amino acids. The transcript is spliced from 11 exons. The record is from RefSeq and is a predicted model, not a curated record. Gene Ontology annotation, biological process: establishment of endothelial barrier; regulation of sprouting angiogenesis. Gene Ontology annotation, molecular function: enzyme inhibitor activity; protein binding; myosin phosphatase regulator activity.